UCACACUGGUGUUGACGCAGCGACGCGUUUUAGCCGGAAAUUUUGCGCGUUUUUCGUCGUGUUGUUCUUAAAAGAUACAAAAAUAUAAAAAAAAGUGGAGAAAAUUGUUAUCCGUGGCAACACGAAUCGUGAAAACGAGGGAGGUCCCUGAAUAAAGGCAGCAAUCGGGAGUUCUGAGCGCCCGAAAGCCCUAGCAGAUGUGCCAUUUUUAUAGCUGAAAUGCCGACAGGGCCCGAAUCAUCAGUUAUCGGCUAGGGAAGAGCAGAACGGAACACUUGAGUUGUUGUUUUUUUGCGAACGCAAUACCUAAAUCAGUGGAAACUUGCAGAAUACAUUUUUGUGUUCGAAAAACACAUGCAAAAUAGGCAGGAAAAAAUACACACACACACGCACACACAAGUACAGACGCCAGUUGAUGGUGUAUGUGUGCAUGGGAGAGUGCAUGCGUGUGUGUGUGUGCGGCUGUACAUAUACACAUAAUCAUGUGAAAAAUCGAUUGGAAGUACUGGAAGCCCCUCCACUUGGAUUGGAAGUCACUGGCAGUCAGCGGCGGCGGCGCCAAUUGUCACUCACAACUGAAGAAGAAGCAUCCGCGGCACGCACCAACUAGUACUGGGAAAGAAAGAAGCGCAAAGAGAAAAAGCGAAAAGAGCGAAAAUAUAACCAUUUAUCGCACAAAAAGGCGCGCUCGCUUAGGCAAUUACGCAAAAUCGGAAGUCGACGCUGCGGUGCAAAAGGUGCGCAAUCAAGUUAGCGCAGACGCAAACCCGUCUGCCGACCCCCCCAAAAAAUACUGUAUACCCCCACAUGAAUGAUAUAUUUUGUAUUCUCGUCAUAUUUGCAUGUGCUACAACGAUAGAUCUUAUUGGAAGUGAAGAGGAAGAGGAAGAAGAAGAAGAAAGAGAAGGAGGAGGACGAUCAUUGCUUCGAAAGGUAUUGCGAAUUGAUUGUCAAGCGGACGAACGAGACAAAUGCGCAAAAGAGGUGGAAUAAGCGGAAAGAGAAAUCAACAACUGGCUGGCAGAGCGAUGAGUAGGAAACCGAGAGAGAAAGAGAGCGGACGCACACAUAUUUCUUUAUAUAACGACAAAAAUCGGAAAUCAGCAAACAAAACAAACACAGAGGAAGAAGUAGAGCACAAAAGAUAUAGAUAGAUAGUCAGAGUGUGUGAGCGAGACAGAGAGAGAGAGAGAGUGCCACUCACCCAAGUUACGGCCGUUAGAUGAGGCAUCACAGGAGCAGUCGCGAGAAGAUCAAACAGAAACCGAAAUCAAAAUCGAAGUCCAAGUCCAAAUACAUUUGCCAGGUUCCGCACCAUCAGAAGCACUGUUGACCAGGGAGACGACAAUUUCGAUUGUUGUUCCGGCUUUGACCAAUAAUGGAACCAGAUCCCAAUGGGAUAAAAAUAGAGCCCACACUUGACCAUCACCAACAGCAGCAGCAGCAGCAGCAGCAGCAGCAGCAGCAGCAUACCCAGCAGCAGCAGCAGCAGCAGUACGCCACCCAUGUGCUGGCUAUCAAUGGACCCAAUGCACGUCUACUCAUCGAGCAUCCCUCAGCGCUGUUGGUACCCCUCUCCACCCAUCAUCAGCAACAGCUUCAGCAGCAGCAGCAAGUGCAGCAGCAGCAGCACCAUCAUCAGCAGCAGCAGCAGCAGUUCCAACAACAACAGCAGCAGCAGCAUCAUCUACAGCAGCAGCAGGAUCAGCUGCAGUUCCAGCACCAGCAGCUGCAGCUCAGUUUACCCGCCGCCUACACACACCAGCAGCCACUUUCAUUGAAACAGCAGCCGCCGCCAACACCGUUGGGGCCCACAUCGAGCGUGAGCGCCAGCUCUGCCUCAGUCACUGGGACGUCGACGCAUCAGCAGCGCUGGAACGAGAGCCCCGAGGCCCGCCAGCGCCGCCUGGCCAGAAAUGCUGAGAGGAUGCGCGAGCGACGCCAGCGUGAGAGCGAAGACGAGUACCGGAAGCGGCUGCUGCGCAAUGCGGAGGCGAACCGGCAGAGGCGCCAGAACGAGUCGGAUAUCGAGCGGGCGAUGCGUUUGGUAAGGAAUGCGGCGCGGCAGAGGCUGCGCCGGGCCAUGGAAUCGCCCGAUCAACGAUCGAAGCGACUGUCCAAGCUGGCCGAGCGGAUGCGCAUGUAUCGGGCGAGUGAAUCGUCCGACCAGCGGAAGCUGCGGCUGGCCGAGAUGGCGGCAAGGGCGCGCCAGCGGAUCGCCAACGAGUCACCGGAGGAGCGCAAGGAAAGACUGAGAAAGCUGAACGACUACGCCAAAAAGGUCAGAGAAAAGAAAAAGAUAUUGAAGCAUGUGCACGGUGCCGUGUCGUCGGUGGUGGUUACGACGACGUCCUCCUCAUCGUCAACGGCAACGACGACCGCCCAGCAGCAGCAGCAACAACAACAGCAGCAACAGCAGGUGUUGGCUGUUGCAGCAGCAGCAGCAGCCGCAGCCGCAGCGGCGGCAGCCAAUUGUAAUAAUGAACAUAAUAUUAAUUUAAACCAGGCAAACGUUACGACGGUGUCCGCACCUCAGGCAUCGAGCACACCAGCACCGGGAAGUGGCGCAGGAGGAGGACCCGGAAGCAGUGCCAGCACACCCCAUGCUGUCGGCGAGGAUCUGCAGCAGAUCUCGUCCAUCACCUAUGAGGCGUUCAACGGCCAGGGCAUGUUCAUUACCCACGGCCUCGCCCGUCCGCCCAUGCAACUGAAGCAGGAGCCGCAGACGCCCCAACAGCAGCAGCAGCAGCAGCUCCAGCAGCAGGCGCAGCAGCAACAACUUCAGCAGCAGCAGCAGCAGGUUCAGCAGCGGUACGCCAUUGCCGGCCAGCAGCAGCAGCAGGUGACGGCCACACUGCUGGAGAGUGGCGGCGAUCAGGGCAGCAUAUUUGUGCAGCAGAUCUACGGCGAGGAUCCGGGCAAGGGACCCAAGCUGCUGCAGGCGCAUGUGCCGCACUUCAGCAUUGCUUCCGGCCCCCUGGAACUGUAUCCGCACAAGUACGCCAAGAAGCAGGAACUUCAGUCGACCAAUGGCAACAAUGGAGCAGCUGGAACGGUAACGGUAUCCUCUACAGGUGCGAGCGGGACCAGCGAGAACAGCGGGUCUGUUAGUCUGGGACAGAACGAGGCCAAGGUAAUCAUGACCACCGGCGGGGGCGAUCAGCAGAAGGUCCUCAAGUCGGCGGCGGGACAGGCAACGCCAUUGUACAACCAGUUCCCCUACCUGGCCACCUUCCCCAGCAACAGCAACACGAACACAGCCAGCACCACCGUGACGACGUCGAAUGCAAGCGCGGCCGGGGUGGGGGCUGUGUCAGCGGGCGGAGCCGGUGGGACGACCACCACAACCGCCUACUAUCCCAUGUACCACAAUGGCUUCCAGCUGGGCAUCGGGCCGAGCGCCGUGCCGCCGCCCUUCACCCCGGUCCACUUUGCCAGCGCCAGCGGCGGCAGCAGUCCCACAUCCACGGGCCAGUACAACAUACUGACGGCGACCUCCACCAAUCCCACGCUGACCGUCACCAGCCUGGGACAUCAGCAGCAGCAGCAGCAGCAGCAGGCCCAGCAGCAGGCGCAGGAUCAGAUCGUUCCGACGGUUGGCCGUGGAAGGCCGCGAAAGAACGUGAUGGUGAGCCACGCGGGCGGCGAGGAGCAGCUGAAGGUGAACACACUGCUGGAGCAUGAGCUAAACCAGAUGCUCGCCGUCCCACAGCUGAGCAGCGCCCCGAGGCGCGGCCGGCCCCUCUCGCAGCCGACGCAGCAGGAUCUUGGUGGAUCGCAGGGCCACAUACAUGUACAUUCCACGGCUGACGGGGACAACAGAUCGCCGGGCACGCCUCGGCGUAGCGGUCCCAACAAGUACGAGACGGAGGAUGAGAAGCGCCUGCGUCUGGACAAGAUGGCCGCCCAUCAGCGGGCGGUGCGGGCGAAUGAGACGCCCGAGCAGCGGGCCGUUCGCCUGCAGAAGCUCAGCGAGCGGGCACGAUUGAAGCGCGCCCAGAUCCGGGCAACGGAAAACAACGAUGAGCGCAAGGAGCGGCUCUCCAAGCAGGCCGAGUACGCUCGGAUGCGACGCAUGCGCAGCCACACGCCGCGCAGCAGCUCCGCCAGCGCCGAGUUUCGGGCCAAAACGGAGGAGGACACCUCCGAGCAGCUGUACGAGACGGAUGACGGCGUCGGCGUUGGCUCGGGCGACAGUUUCGUGACGGUGGUCAAGUCGGACUCCCAGCUGGACGGAGAUAACUCCAACGAUGAGCUGGCGACGCUUCAGCUGCAGCAGCACGAGAUCCAGCAGAUUGCCGGCAACCUACAGCAGCAUCCGCACCAUGAGGCCAUCGUGCUUAACCAGCAGCACCGCCUGGUGACACUCGGCCAGCACCAGCAGGGCUACAGCAAGCUGCAGACUGUCAAGGACUAUGCCGCUACCAGCGGUGGUGCAGGAGUGACAGGAGGAGGCUCUGGCUCCGGUGGGGGAUCCAGUGCCGGUGGCGGUGGUGGCAACGGCACCGGGGCACCCGAGAACAACGACAUGCUGAAGAUCCUCGAGCCGAUCAUCGUAAUGAAGACCAAAUGAGAGUCGAGAAGGCGCCACAGUCGCGCCAUGAAUCGCUAGAAAAGCAAACGAUCCAGCUGCAGUGGCGUUCGAGGAGGGUGAAUGAGGUGCGGAUCCAUU
Molecule: messenger RNA, 4672 nt
Organism: Drosophila guanche
Lineage: Eukaryota; Metazoa; Arthropoda; Insecta; Diptera; Drosophilidae
Product: myb-like protein Q
Exons: 2
Coding region: 1379-4573 (1064 amino acids)
Source: RefSeq, a predicted model, not a curated record